GGAGACCCCUCACCUGGAAACAUGUACGUCAGCUACCUGCAGCUGGACAAGGACCCCGCCAUGUACCAGACCCCGGUGUCCCGCCACCCGGGCCUCAGCCUCAGCCCGCAGAACUUCCCCGCCCCGCCGCAGUACUCGGACUUCGCCGGCUACCACCACCACCACCACGGCCUCGGCAACGACCCGCACCCGGGCCAGCAGGCCGGGCCGGGCGGCGGCGGCUGGAGCCCGGCCUACCCGCCUCCUCCUCCGCCCUCUCGGGACGACUGGUCGUCGCAUCACUACGCGGCCGCGGCGGCGGCGGCGGCGGUCGGGGGACCUCCGGCCACCACCGUCCCCGGAGCCGUGGGUCCCUCUCUGGGCUUCAGCCCCCCGGAGUUCCCUGGACAGCCGCCCGCACUGCUGCCCGCCUCCCUGAACGCGUCCGGCGGGCAGCUGUCCCCCGGAUCCCCGCGGAGGAGGAACCCGUACGACUGGAUCCGAACCUCUGCUCCGACCAACAACCCAAAUGGAAAGACGCGAACUAAAGACAAGUACCGGGUGGUAUACACCGACCACCAGCGGCUGGAACUGGAGAAGGAGUUCCACUACAGUAAAUAUAUCACCAUCCGGAGGAAGGCGGAGCUCGCCUCGGCCCUCAGCCUAUCAGAGAGACAGGUGAAGAUCUGGUUCCAGAACCGCCGGGCGAAGGAGCGAAAGAUCAACAAGAAGAAGCUCCAGCAGCCGGCCUCCUCCACCACCACGCCCACACCUCCCACCGGCGGCGGCGGAGGCAGCGGUCUCCAUGGAAACGGCGGCAGCAGCGUCGCCAUGGUGACGAGCAGCAGCGGCGGCAGCAGCAACGGUCUGGUGUCUCCGUCUCUGGCUCUGAACAUCAAAGAGGAGUACUGA
Acanthochromis polyacanthus (spiny chromis) is the source of this 891-nucleotide messenger RNA. It is a transcript of the gene cdx1b, whose product is annotated as caudal type homeobox 1 b. Bases 22 to 891 code for a protein of 289 amino acids. Gene Ontology annotation, biological process: embryo development; cell differentiation; regulation of transcription by RNA polymerase II. The transcript is spliced from 3 exons. Gene Ontology annotation, cellular component: nucleus. Gene Ontology annotation, molecular function: DNA-binding transcription factor activity, RNA polymerase II-specific; RNA polymerase II transcription regulatory region sequence-specific DNA binding. NCBI's taxonomy places the organism in Eukaryota, Metazoa, Chordata, Actinopteri, Pomacentridae. The record is from RefSeq and is a predicted model, not a curated record.